Messenger RNA from Saccoglossus kowalevskii, 1215 nucleotides. RefSeq names its product Werner syndrome ATP-dependent helicase homolog. The record is from RefSeq and is a predicted model, not a curated record. NCBI's taxonomy places the organism in Eukaryota, Metazoa, Hemichordata, Enteropneusta, Harrimaniidae.
AUGGAAACCUUAUUAGGUUAUGAGUUGAAGAAGGACCAACUGGAGCUCAUAACAAAUAUUAUGAAUAAAAGGCAUACCAUGGGCAUAUUGCCUACAGGUUUUGGUAAAUCUGAUGUAUACAUCACCCCGCCUUUAUUGUUGGACCAAGCAGAGCCUGGUAUUCACCACAUAUCCCUGGUUGUGAGUCCACUAAAAAGUUUGGUUAUGGAUCAAGUGGCCAACUGGUCAUUAAAAGGAAUAAAAUGUGCUGGCAUUGUAAACAGAGAUGAAAUGGAGGUGGAGACCAUUGAGGGUCUGAAAAGAGGAAGAUACAGUGUAAUUUUUAUGUCACCAGAGAGUGUUUUGGAAAUAGAUGACUGGUCAUUUAUUUUAGAAUCAGAAAUAUACACGAAAGGCGUAUGUCUUGUAGCACUGGAUGAGGCUCAUGUUAUUUGCACAUGGGGAGAAACUUUUAGGCCUGUUUACAAGCGAGUUGGAGAUUUCCGAGGCCAUUUCACAGGAGCAAGUUUGGCCAUAUUGAGUGCUACAUGCACAGAUAAAGUACAGAAGAUUAUUUUAAACACCUUGCAUUUAGAAGACAAAGAAGUUUUUACAAUAGCUAGGCAUCCUGACAGAACUCAAACCCAAACUGGUAGACAGUGGAGUAAUAUCAUGAAUUACUUGGGCAACCAUGCAUACAUUGACCAGAAAAAAAAUGUAAGAUGUAGAAUGGUCGAUGUCUUUCAUGCCAAUGUGGAAUUAGAGGACCAGAAAAGAGUACUGGAGAACUUUGCUCUAUCAGACAGCACAAUCAGAUGCGUUGUUGCUACUGUUGCAUUUGGCAUGGGGAUCAAUAUCCCAGAUGUCGAUUUGGUACUGCACUGGGGAGGGAGCAAUAAUAUUUUGCAAUAUUGGCAAGAAGUUGGGCGAUGUGGGAGAGAUGUCACAAGGAAGGGUGAGGCUUACUGUUAUGCAGUUAAAACCGAUAUUGUAAGGUGUGACGAAGAUAUGAAGAAACUUUGCAAUAACUUGAAUACAGGCAAAAUGAAGUGUCUCAGAAUUGCAAUUCUUCAAGAGCUGACAAUACCUGAAAUGGAUGCAGAAUACCUGAAGGGUCUCACUAACCGAGAUAGGUGUACACAAGCAUGUGGGGAAAAAUGUACAUGUCAUCACUGUGUAUGUUGCUGUAUCUGUAGAGGAGCCUGUCCAUGCCAACAUUUAUCAGCUGGAGUAUAG